UCUCUGUGACUCUAAUUACUAGAUUUGCAUGGCAGAAAAGUUUGCUUUGUGGGUUGACUUUUAUUAACAGUGCUUGCAUGUUGUUUUCUGUUCUUGGUGUUCCCUGACAGAGCACCUGUUGCCUUGAAUAAUUAUGCACAAUCAAUAAGUUUUUCUGUUUGUCUUUGUUGUUUCUUUGAUGUGGCCUACAGGAUGCAGCUGGUAAGGUGCUGGACCGCUGGGCCAUCAUGUCUCGAGAAGAGGAAAUCAUCACCCUUCAGCAGUUUCUGAGGUUUGGAGAAACCAAAUCCAUUGUGGAGCUGAUGGCAAUUCAGGAGAAAGAAGGGCAGGCUGUAGCAGUACCAUCUUCAAAGACAGACUCAGAUAUAAGGACUUUCAUUGAGAGCAAUAAUCGCACUAGGAGUCCCAGCCUUCUUGCUCACUUAGAGAACAGCAACCCUUCCAGCAUUCAUCACUUCGAAAACAUCCCAAACAGCCUUGCAUUUCUGCUUCCAUUCCAGUACAUAAACCCUGUCUCAGCCCCACUGCUAGGGUUGCCUCCAAAUGGGCUACUUUUGGAGCAACCAGGACUGAGGCUGAGGGAACCAAGCCUUUCCACUCAGAAUGAAUAUAAUGAGAGCAGUGAAUCCGAAGUAUCCCCCACACCUUAUAAGAAUGAUCAAACACCCAACAGAAAUGCCUUGACCAGCAUUACUAAUGUGGAGCCCAAAACCGAGCCAACCUGUGUCUCCCCCAUUCAGAACUCUGCCCCAGUAGGUGAUCUAACCAAAACUGAACACCCGAAAAGCUCAUUCCGGAUUCACCGGAUGAGAAGGAUGGGGUCGGCCUCUAGGAAAGGAAGAGUAUUCUGUAAUGCAUGUGGAAAGACAUUCUAUGACAAAGGUACUCUCAAAAUUCAUUAUAAUGCUGUUCACCUGAAAAUCAAACAUCGAUGUACCAUCGAAGGGUGCAACAUGGUCUUCAGCUCUCUCCGUAGCCGUAAUCGCCACAGUGCAAACCCCAAUCCUCGCUUGCACAUGCCUAUGUUAAGGAAUAACCGAGACAAAGAUUUAAUUCGGGCCACAUCAGGAGCUGCCACCCCUGUCAUAGCAAGUACAAAAUCAAAUCUCACACUCACAAGUCCUGGCCGACCCCCAAUGGGUUUUACCACUCCUCCACUAGACCCUGUCUUACAGAACCCUCUCCCUAGCCAGCUAGUAUUUCCUGGGCUAAAGACUGUACAACCAGUUCCUCCAUUUUAUAGAAGUUUACUCGCGCCAGGGGAAAUGGUGAGUCCUCCAACCUCGCUCCCAACCAGUCCCAUCAUUCCAACCAGUGGUACCAUAGAACAGCACCCCCCACCACCCUCUGAGCCAAUAGUGCCAGCAGUGAUGAUGGCCGCCCAUGAGCCCAGUGCCGACCUGGCACCCAAGAAAAAGCCUAGGAAGUCAAGUAUGCCUGUAAAGAUAGAGAAGGAAAUUAUUGAUACCGCUGAUGAGUUUGACGAUGAAGAUGAUGACCCCAAUGAUGGUGGAGCUGUGGUCAACGACAUGAGCCAUGACAAUCAUUGCCAUUCCCAAGAGGAGAUGAGCCCAGGCAUGUCUGUGAAGGACUUUUCUAAUAACAGGACCCGGUGCAUUUCAAGGACUGAAAUAAGGAGGGCUGAUAGCAUGACUUCUGAGGACCAGGAACCUGAGCGGGACUAUGAAAAUGAGUCUGAAUCUUCAGAGCCCAAGCUCGGUGAGGAAUCUAUGGAAGGGGAUGAGCACAUGCAUAGUGAGGUGAGCGAAAAAGUCCUGAUGGCCAGUGAGAGGCCAGAUGAGAACCACAGUGAGCCCUCUCACCAGGACGUUAUCAAGGUGAAGGAGGAAUUUACAGAUCCCACUUAUGACAUGUUUUACAUGAGCCAGUAUGGACUGUAUAAUGGUGGUGGGGCCAGCAUGGCUGCUCUCCAUGAAAGUUUUACAUCAUCUUUGAAUUAUGGAAGUCCUCAAAAAUUCUCCCCAGAAGGUGACCUGUGUUCUAGCCCAGAUCCCAAAAUCUGUUAUGUGUGCAAGAAGAGUUUUAAAAGCUCCUACAGCGUGAAGCUUCAUUACAGGAAUGUUCACUUAAAAGAGAUGCAUGUCUGCACAGUGGCUGGCUGCAAUGCUGCCUUCCCCUCUCGCCGAAGCAGAGACAGACACAGUGCCAACAUAAAUCUGCAUCGUAAACUGUUGACCAAAGAACUCGAUGACAUGGGCCUGGACUCAUCGCAGCCCUCCCUUAGCAAGGACCUCCGGGAUGAAUUUUUGGUGAAGAUCUAUGGUGCCCAGCACCCCCUGGGGCUCGAUGUCAGAGAAGAUACCUCCUCUCCCGCAGGGACUGAAGACUCCCACCUGAACGGGUAUGGGAGAGGCAUGGCGGAGGACUACAUGGUCCUUGACCUGAGCACCACCUCCAGCCUUCAGUCCAGCAGCAGCAUCCAUUCCUCCAGAGAAUCCGAUGCAGGCAGCGACGAGGGGAUUCUUCUGGACGACAUUGACGGGGCGAGUGACAGUGGGGAGUCGGCACACAAGGCUGAGGUCCCUGCCCUCCCUGGCAGCCUAGGGGCUGAAGUUUCAGGAUCUCUUAUGUUCAGCAGCUUGUCUGGGAGCAAUGGUGGGAUCAUGUGCAACAUUUGCCACAAAAUGUACAGCAACAAGGGGACCCUGAGGGUGCACUACAAAACUGUGCAUUUGCGAGAGAUGCACAAGUGCAAAGUUCCCGGUUGCAAUAUGAUGUUUUCCUCUGUGCGAAGCCGAAAUCGGCACAGUCAGAACCCUAAUCUCCACAAAAACAUUCCCUUCACUUCAAUAGAUUAGUCCCAGAACGGACACUACAAAUGCCAGCUCUCACCAGAUGGCCUCCAUGUUUGAACUGCCAUAGUCAGUCAGUGUGCGAUCCGUGUGUGUGUGUGUGUGUGUGUGUGUGUGUGUACACGCAUACGUAUGCCUCUGUGUCUGCACGUGGGCACACACACAUGUUCUUUUCUUUAGAUAAAAACUAUAAACACUAGGUGCUUUUGAAUUUUUUUUCUCUUUCCUUUAUAGUUUUGGGAGAGGGGUGGGAUCUUUAAUUUGGGGGUGA
Castor canadensis (American beaver) is the source of this 3084-nucleotide messenger RNA. Lineage: Eukaryota; Metazoa; Chordata; Mammalia; Rodentia; Castoridae. The record is from RefSeq and is a predicted model, not a curated record.